This is a messenger RNA of Monoraphidium neglectum, 741 nucleotides long. Its product is annotated as haloacid dehalogenase-like hydrolase family protein. NCBI's taxonomy places the organism in Eukaryota, Viridiplantae, Chlorophyta, Chlorophyceae, Sphaeropleales, Selenastraceae. The transcript has 6 exons. The record is from RefSeq and is a predicted model, not a curated record. Gene Ontology annotation, molecular function: hydrolase activity. The coding region runs from base 1 to 741 and encodes 246 amino acids.
AUGCGCCCACAAGAUGUUCAUGGCGACGAGGGCGUCGUGUCUUGGAGCCGUGAAGGCUACGCGCAGCUGCAGAACUCUGCAGGCGGACGGGAGCAGGAGAUGCGAUGGUACUUCAAGCGCGGCGGCUGGCCGACCAGCAAGGUGCUGGACGGCCGCAGGCCGGCGGACGAGCAGGAGCGGGCCGCGCUGGUGGAGGCCCUGGAGGGGUACAUCUCCCAGGAGCGCGAGCGGAUGAUCAGCUCCGGCGACAUCGGGCCGCGGCCGGGGGUGCUGCGCCUGAUGGACGAGGCGCGCGCCGCGGGCCUGGCCGUGUCGGUGCGCAGCGCGGCGGCAACCACCAGUGGCGCUGAGCAGCUUCUGGGCAGCCUCCUGGGCGAGGCACGCGCGGGGGCGCUGCAGUGCGUCGUCGCGGGCGAGGACGCGGGGCUGGGGCGUCCUGACGCAGAGGUCUUCAAGGCGGCGGCCUCGCGGAUGGGCGUGGAGCCUGCGGAGUGCCUAGCGGUGGAGGGCGGCAGCAGCGGAUUGCAGGCGGCAAUGUCAGCAGGGAUGCGUGGCGUCGUCACGUACACACCAUCGACCCAGUGGCAGGAGUUCCCGGGUGCAGAGCGCAUCGUGUCCGACCUUGAUUCUGGGGAGGUGACCGUCAGGGAGCUGCUGCAGCGCCGCAUCGUGCAGGACGACCGCAUCAACAUGACCGUGACCGACGCGGGGGUCUUCUGGAGCAAGGGCGGCGCCCUCUGA